Messenger RNA from Wyeomyia smithii (pitcher-plant mosquito), 3303 nucleotides. RefSeq lists its product as uncharacterized. The record is from RefSeq and is a predicted model, not a curated record. Gene Ontology annotation, biological process: apoptotic DNA fragmentation. Gene Ontology annotation, molecular function: metal ion binding; single-stranded DNA endonuclease activity; RNA endonuclease activity. Bases 115 to 1518 code for a protein of 467 amino acids. Gene Ontology annotation, cellular component: mitochondrial inner membrane; nucleus. The transcript has 5 exons. NCBI's taxonomy places the organism in Eukaryota, Metazoa, Arthropoda, Insecta, Diptera, Culicidae.
GAAGUACAAGCCAAAAUCGUUUUUAUAAAAUCGAUACCAGUUUCACCGUGAAUGUCGUCGGGGUAUGGUUUAGAUAGAGUGUGCGUUUAGUAUUCAAUUUCCGGUUAGUUUAAAAUGGCCUUCAGUGAUGUGACUAGACGUAUUAAAGAUCUUAUCUUGAACAAUAAAGCAGCGACGUUUCUGAGUGUGGCACUAUUUGCGUUCAUCAUAUCAACACUGGCGUUGGCGAGUUCCAAUCAAAGCAAGAAGGAUGCUAUUGGACAGUGUGAAGCGUCAUACAACGAAAAAAUGAAGGGACCCAGUUGUUCGGUGCCCAUAAAAACUGGCCUUCCCGAGAAAGAGCCCGUUUACCUGUUAAAGAAGGCGGACUCGCUGUAUCUCUGGUUGCCCCAUGAAAGCUCGCUGGAGUGGAACAGUACUGUGAAGCAAAGUACACUGUUAUGUUCGGGCACUGGGAACAUGCUCGUAAAAACCAAUCAAAUUUCCAGUGAAACGACUUGUGUCGAAGGUACAACAUUCAGCUUAUCCGAAAGCGUCAAAGCCACUGCUAAAGAGCUGGAGUGCAAAGAAAACGUUUCUCCGGAUGCGAUAGAUGCUGGAAGUUCUUGUGGAUUUGGAAUGGGACAAAUGUACCACAUUGGAUUCAAGGCUAGUGAUACCGAAUUCGUCACGUAUAUACAAUCUUGUUUUGAUACCAAGCGAGCGUCCGUUUUAUACACUAUGCACUAUCUUCCAGGAGCAGCUAUAGCAAGUGCUGCAACGACUGAAGAUAGUGAUUGGAUAGUAACUGGCAUGCCCGACAUACUGAAACCGGAUAAUUCAUACAAGCAAGCUCAACAGAAAGAACAGUUUACGAAACUUUUGGGAUCUGCAGAUCAGGCAAAUAAGUAUAUUAAUGAUACUCAGCUACUAAUCGCAGGUCAUAUGACACCGAAAGGCGAUGGUGUUUUUCGUUCAUGGAAGCGGGCCACAUUUUUUUACAUAAACGCCGUUCCACAGUGGAAAACUAUCAAAACCGGUAACUUGAAUCGAGUAGAAGCCACAGUGUUAGAAAUUGCCCAGCGACUCCACGAAAGUUUAUUGGUUAUACAGGGAACCAGUGGCGUUCUAACGCUACCACAUGUAAACGGAACAGAGGUAUCAAUUGCUUUAGAAGAAACUGCUAUUGAUGUACCGCUAUGGACCUGGAAGAUAGUAAAAUCUCCUAGUAGAGAUGCAGGAAUUGCAUUCGUCACGUUAAAUAAUCCCUUCGAAACUAAAACUACCAGUUUAAAACCACCCUGUGACGAUAUUUGCAGCGAUACUGGAUUCUCCGUUACCCAAUACAAGACAUUCACUGACGGAUACACAAUCUGCUGUGAUCCAAAUUGGUUGGUAAGAAACGUACGCUUUGCACCGGAGGAAGGAAUGGCCCAUACGGUGCUCACUCGGGAUAUGCUGCCCUCCAGUGGAUCGCAAACGAUUGCGAGUUUGAUUCUAAUUCUGUUGAUUUUAGUGAUUACGAAAGUUUCUAGUUAGUAAAAAUUUUGUUGGAGAAAAUUAGAUGAAUGAAAAAAGUUAAAACAAUUCGAUUCGAACCUGAGGUGUUUCACCAAAUGUGUAGCGCACAGUUUAUUAGAAAUAUCAGCCAUUUUUUAAAUUACUGUUUGGGAAACACGGAACUUAAUAUUAAAUCUUACUUAAUUAUACAGCUGCAAAAACAUUUCGAUCACCUCAAAGCUUCAAACUCCAUUCGUGCAGCAAAAUUGGACACCGGACAAUCAAAAAAGUAUAUCAUUUUAGACGCCCAGUUCGAGAAGCCAAUAUAGUUGUGGCAAAUCUCCACCUCGGGAUCGGAAAAUUCCAAAAACGGAACCGUUUCCCCGUCUCUCGUUAGUCGCACUACUCCUCCAAGGCCAAACUCAAUCGUUAGCACGAACGGUUCCAGCUCCGAGAGGAUGUUCGGCGUUGGAAUUUUUGCCAGCACGUGAUUCCGAUGAUGAUUAAUGUUGUUGCGAACUUGACGGCGUACUUCUGUGUUUUUGUUUGAGUUCAUUCCAAUCACUGCGAUGAAUGGGAAUAGAUGUGUUAACGUUUAAUAUAAGCACUAUUGAGAAUCAGAAGUAAAGCGUACUAAUUUCAUGUAGAGUAUCUUUGUUGUACGGCAUCGCCUUUUUCGACAAACGAAUUAUCCCAUCCUGCUUGCCGAAAAUUCCUAUGCGAAGGAAGGUUGAAUUCCAGCCUGCGCUAAUGUUUUCGAAGUGUUCCGUUGGAAUAAAUUCUGUUGGGUGAUUGUAAUUGUUCACUGCGUUCGUCUGUUUACAACCGUAUAUGCCAUUGAACUUGUUAGUGUAUUUAUCACAAAGCACUAACGUUACACAUAAUAUUAUAACUAUAAAACUUCUACAGAGUUGAUAGAACAUUUCGAUGUCAUUCACUUCGAAGUUAUUGUUUGAAUGGAACUACAUGUUUUUGGAUGCUGUAAAGCAUGUUGUGAAAAACAAAGUUGAAGGUCGAAUUGAAAAUAAAUUUGAUAAAGCGUCAAGCUAAGUAGGUACAAUCAUUCAUGCGACGCGAUUACUUUUUUGAGCAAGCAGAUCACAGUUUUUAGCCGGGGCAAAGCUAAUUUGUUUACUAACAUUGAAAAUAGUAGUGUUCAACCGAUUCACUAUUCGAUGAGGAAAGCUAGUUAGAACUGAUUUUUUACAAUAUCCAUAUUUAUAUUUUUUAGGUCUGAAGUAAUUUUUUAAAACGAAGUGCUAAAAAAUUAUUGCUUUAUUAUAUUGAAAAAAAUCGAAGCCUAUUAACUACCUAGCAAAAUAUAUUCUUAACCAUUUGAUUCGCGGAAUGGUACAAAUGGUUUCGAUGUGUUUUAGAAUUUUUUUCAUGAUUUUUUUUUGACUCGGACAUUUUUCAACUCUAAAAUACAAAUCUCACAAUGCAUUCCUAGGAUCAAAGCAAACACAUGAGUUGUCUAUUAAAAGUUCACCAUAACUCAGAAUAAAAAUCUAGAAAAAAAAAACUUAUUAUAUAUUAUUUACCUAAUCAAUUUUUUAAAACUAUUUUCAAAAUGAUUUUUAUUGCUGGUACAAAACCCAAAUUAAUCCAGCUAGCGGUGAGACCUAGCCUUUCUCAACCGAACUUAUUAUUUGAUAAAAUAGAUUUACACGAACACUUCAAUUUCCAGAAAAAAAACCUUGAUAAUAUUUGCUGGAUUUAUUUCUCACUCUGAAUAACAAAUUUUGGUAGCCAACAGUGAACCUAUACCGGAGAUUUGAAACAUAACAUCAAACACAUAUAAACAUACAUUUACACAUGCAAAUA